GCCAGCUCUACCUGUGACACCCGGCCGCGGCCCCGGCCCCGCCCCUCCCUGCUCCUGGCAGCGGGCAGGAGGCGGUCCCGCCGCGCCGGUUAUUUGCGCCCCCGCGCCGUGGUCCCUGCGUUCUUUCUCCCCGCAGCCUUCUCUCCCGCCAUGCCGAACAUCGUGCUGUUCAGCGGCAGCUCCCACCGCGACCUGUCCCAGCGGGUAGCGGACCGGCUCGGGCUGGAGCUGGGCAAGGUGGUCACCAAGAAAUUCAGCAACCAGGAGACCAGUGUAGAAAUUGGUGAAAGUGUGAGAGGAGAAGAUGUUUAUAUCAUCCAGAGUGGCUGUGGAGAAAUAAAUGACAACUUAAUGGAACUGCUCAUCAUGAUCAAUGCUUGCAAGAUUGCAUCAUCCUCUAGAGUGACUGCUGUAAUUCCAUGUUUUCCAUAUGCCAGGCAAGAUAAGAAAGACAAGAAGGGGUCCGUGGAGCGUUGGAGCCGUGCUCCAAUCUCUGCAAAACUUGUUGCCAACAUGCUGUCAGUUGCAGGGGCUGACCACAUCAUCACCAUGGACUUGCACGCUUCUCAGAUCCAGGGUUUCUUUGACAUUCCAGUAGAUAACCUGUAUGCAGAACCUGCAGUGCUGCAGUGGAUUAAAGAGAAUAUUUUGGAGUGGCGAAACUGUAUCAUAGUCUCACCUGAUGCAGGUGGUGCAAAAAGGGUUACUUCCAUUGCUGACAGACUGAAUGUGGAAUUUGCUCUCAUUCAUAAGGAAAGAAAGAAGGCAAAUGAAGUGGACAGAAUGGUCUUGGUUGGUGAUGUGAAAGACAGAGUAGCGAUUCUUGUCGAUGAUAUGGCUGACACAUGUGGCACAAUAUGUCAUGCAGCAGAGAAGUUAGUAUCUGCUGGAGCUACCAAAGUUUAUGCCAUUCUUACUCAUGGCAUAUUUUCUGGUCCUGCUAUUUCUCGGAUAAAUAAUGCAUCGUUUGAGGCUGUUGUGGUAACUAAUACAAUUCCCCAAGAAGAGAAAAUGAAACACUGCCCAAAAAUUCAGUUUAUUGACAUUUCCAUGAUCCUGGCUGAGGCAAUUCGAAGAACACACAAUGGUGAAUCUGUGUCUUACCUGUUCAGUCAUGUUCCCUUGUAACUGCAGGAGAUAACAUUUCAUCUUUGCAAAGGUCCCUUCAGUUAGCACUGUUGUUUUUAACAGUGCAUCUCAACCACAAGAAAUAAGUAUCUUUGUACAAUUCCAGAGCUUAUAUGUUUAAUUAUUAUAUUCGUCUUGUAAUUACCAUUUGUUCUUUGUAACUGGCCAAUAAAUCUCCAUCUUGCAGAAACUUUAUGAAUUCCCUUGAGUCUGGAAGUCUUAUGUGUUAUGUAAGUUCUCUUAUGUGCCCAUCCUCACUUCCUGCUAAACUGCUGCUUUGGAUCUGUUUUUCUCUACAGAACUACGAACUGUCCAUAGCACUUAAUGGGAUGUAUGUAUGUAAGACCAUUUUCUGUGUUAAGCUAAAUGCUGUAGCCUUGGAUAUCUUGUUUCUAUUCACCUGUCAGCAAGCAUAUGUUGUUUUUUUGUUUUGUUAUGCUUAACUAUCAUGAAUAGUAUUUUGUAAGCCCUAACAGAAUGUAAAUUUCAUGUCAAUUUUAAAGAACUGUUGACACAUCCAUGGUAUUAACUGUGUUUCAUACACUUCAUGUUCUUUUUUUCCACAAGAUGUAUGUGACUGCUGCUUCCUUUUGUAAAGCUCUCAUUACAUUAAAUAAUUUGCUUAACAUCUAUUUGGUGCAGUUACUGUCUUCAGUUGUAAGAUUAAUGUUUCAGUAUUCCUGGGAUGAUUCAUUUCAUGUGUUUCAAUAAUAAGGACUAAUCUGUAAUCAUGAGCAGUUUGGUUUACAUUUUAUUUUUUCUCCAUAGUUUUUGACAUUUCCUGAUUGCAUUCAUGUGAAUCAUUUCAUAGCAGUUUUCCUGUUAAUAUUGUAGAGCUUCACCAUGCAAAGUGCAAACAGCAAAUUUAAACACAUUUAAAUAUAUACAAGCUGGUCUCUUCCCAAAUUUACAUGAUUAAAAGGUAUCUGAAAAUACUUUUUGUGGGAGUUGUUGUUGUUUGUUUUUGUUAUUGUUUUGGUUUGGUUUUAAUUAUUAUUAUUAUUUUCAAACUGCACAGUCAAUAGAGCUCCAGAUUUCUGUUACGAAGUACCACAGUACUUUACUGUGUAGUCAGUGAACUAUGGUAGACUAACUAGUCUAAAAUACUCUAACAUUAGAGAAUUAAAAUCAUUGUGAAAACAGUUUUGCCUCUCAUACACUGAGAAAGCUUAUGGUUAAGUACUGGUAAUACAGUCAGUAAUGGUUUCUGGGGGAAAAGAACAAAUCUAAUAUUGUAAUUUUAGGUCUUUGAAUCGUUCUAUGGAGUGUUUUCAGUCUUUCUGCUAGAAGACUUUGUGUGUAUUAAGAUAGUGUUCUUGCACCUAGAUCAUGAGAACUUGUUUUCCCACCUGAAACUGCAGUUGUUAAUUACAAAAGCAUUUGCCAUGCUUGAGAGAUACUUCUGUACGGUGGAGCUGCAUUUAAAAAUACCGUUAUUUCAUCCUACGUUGCUUAUGCUAGUAUAUAUUUAUAAUGAUGUUAUACUAUAAAACGCAUUUUCCCAUUCUAUAUAAGACAGUUUCCAGGCAGACUGUUCUUUUGGUUUCUCUGAAAAUGAAUUUUUUGUCUGUAUAAUUUUUUUCCAGUAAUUUUCUAUUUCUUCUGUGGGUUUUGUUUUCCUAUAUGAAAAUGAGUAAAACUAUUUCACCUGUACUGCUUUCCAUGAUGAGUACAGAAAAUGGGGUAUAUAAGAUAAAUAAGAAUUCAGUUUAACCACUAGUUCUCAGAAUUCCACCUUACAGCUGAAUCCUCAAAAAUACUUUAUAACCAAAUGGAAAUUAAUUUACAUUAUUGUUCUACUUGGUAAAGCAAUUUUUUAAAAGUUUUUUAAAAGUAUUUUCUUGAAAAUAUUACUUUGUAGUUAAGUUGUUAACCGCAAGUCAGUGGCCACAUAAUUAUACCAAAGCUUAGACCUUAUUAGUACACAAAAGGUACACAGUACUUUUAAUGCACAGUAUCAGUUCGGUUGUUUUAUAGAUCAGAUCUUUGUUACAAACAAAAUGCCAAAUAAUUUUCCUGUACUGUGUGCAAGUGUUGUAAAUAUAUCUUGGAAAUUACUUAUGCCAA
Molecule: messenger RNA, 3195 nt
Organism: Columba livia (rock pigeon)
Lineage: Eukaryota; Metazoa; Chordata; Aves; Columbiformes; Columbidae
Gene: PRPS2
Product: phosphoribosyl pyrophosphate synthetase 2
Exons: 8
Coding region: 151-1128 (325 amino acids)
Biological process (GO): 5-phosphoribose 1-diphosphate biosynthetic process; ribonucleoside monophosphate biosynthetic process; purine nucleotide biosynthetic process
Cellular component (GO): cytoplasm; ribose phosphate diphosphokinase complex
Molecular function (GO): ATP binding; ribose phosphate diphosphokinase activity; magnesium ion binding
Source: RefSeq, a predicted model, not a curated record